AUUGAUCGCGAGAUUAUGAAUCAACGAGGAAUCAACAUAUAGCAUAUAUUUUAGGGGGAAAUUAGCAAUGUUGUCUGCAGUAGAUGCAACAGAUAUUGGAUCAUGCUCUAAGCGGAAGAUUAUCAUAACUCUUAUUGACAUAUGCAUUGUUGGAUUAGCUGCAGUACCAUUGUUGAUAUUUAAAGUAUCAGUGACUCCAUAUACUAGAGGAUUUUACUGUAAUGAUGACAGCAUCAAAUAUCCUUACAAGUCAUCCACAAUAACAUCAACAGCCCUCUACACCAUAGGCUUUGUCAUCAAUAUUGUGUUGAUUCUCCUUUUUGAAUUCAUUCGUUACCAAUUUGGCAGCAGCUAUAGAGCCACCAAUGGAGGCCCUGCAGCAGAGAGCACCACAAGCUAUACUGACAGCACUAUACAAACAGGAAGGUCAACCAGACGAAAAAUCUUCCAGUAUUUCUACAAUGUUUACAGGGUGCUCCUUCCUUUUGUAUUUGGUGCGGUGGUGGAACACCUGACGACAGACAUUGGAAAAUACAGUAUUGGUCGACUUCGUCCUCACUUUCUGUCCGUGUGUCAGCCAGAUCCCGCUAAGUACAACUGUGUGACAGGGUACAUCACUGAUGAUGUCUGUACCGGGGAUCAGUCUCUCAUCAGAGAAGCAAGACUUUCUUUUCCAUCUGGACAUGCAUCAUUUUCUACCUAUACAAUGAUUUUUGCCAUGUUGUAUGUCCAAGCCCGCUUAAGAUGGAGAAUUGUUUAUCUGUUGCGUCCUUUGAUCCAGUUGAUCUUGUUCUACCUUGCGUUUUAUACCUGCCUGUCUCGGGUGUCUGACUACAAACACCAUUGGAGUGACGUGUUGGCGGGAGCCAUUAUAGGGGUAGUCACAGCAAUCCUAGUGGUUUUUAAAGUGUCCAACUUAUUUGAGAUUGAACCUAAGGAUGUCAACUCAGGCACUCCUGUUAUUCAAAACAUGGUGGUCCAAACGCCAGAGCACAGAACCAUGGGCCUGCAACAUUUUACAGAAACAGUCGGUCCAGGACCAAAGGGGAAGCAACACAACACCCACAUAAUGACCAAGGGAUACAGCAACUCUCAGUUUGUUCCUGAUGAAUAUGAUGAUAGAUAUUACGUACCAAAGGCCAGGCAUAGAAAUGGUGUAGCACAGAGUUACCGUGAAAAUGAGGUGGGCGUCAGGGCAGAAGGGAGGAUAGCUACACAGGUCUAUUACAUCGAUGCAGGGUCCAGUCACCAUUCAGACAGUGAAGGGAAUGCAACAUUUUCUAAAAUGACAACUCAGUUAUAAAACAUUAUUAUUGAUCAAAAUGUCACAAAAUUAUUUUCUAGUCUUGUACAUUCUAAUAUUUUUAUUCAAUGCCAAAGAGUUUAAGAGUAUUCUACCAUACAUCUAUAUCAGUCAAACUAUCAUUAUACCAUAUCAUCAUGAAUAAUCAACAUCAAAUGCAGGAAUUUUUAAUAUGAAAAAUUUACUUCUAAAAAUAUUAUUAUCCUGAAGAUAUAUUUCAUAACUUGUUUUACACCAUGACAACUAUAUUUUUUCAUAACAAGCAGCAUGGAGAUGUGUGUAAUACAUGUAUAAUGCAGCUCAGGUUUUGUUUUUUAACAUUUUAAAAUAUUUUUCUUUUUCAAUGAAAGAAAAAAUAUAUUAUUGCUAAAUACCCAAUGCCUUCCUCUCUCCUAGUGCAAGGAGUAGAGAAAUCUAGAUCAUCACAAAAAAUAAGUAUGCUGCCGAGUAGAAAUCAUAAUUACAUGUACUGGGUAAUUGUCGAUAGUGCUCCAGACAUCUUCAAAGUCCAAGAGAUGUUUUUUUUCUGUUGAACCAAUUAGCUAUCUUUAUUGCUAUGAAAUGUUUUGUUGUUUAUGUGUAUAAGUUUGAAGAUUUUUAUGUUAUUGUAGAAAAUCAUAAUCUACUAAUUGAUGUUUACGUUGUGCUGUAUAUUAUGAGACAAAGUAGUCCAGAUUUAAAAUCUGGACUGUUCUGUCUCAUUUUUAUACCUUACCCAGACUCUAUAAUUUAUUCAGAUCUUUUGUUAUGUUUGCCCUUCUUAUUUAUCCAUUCCAUUCAAAAGGUAAUGGUAAUGAUAAAAUUAUCAUGAAAAAAAAUGAAAAUUCCAAUUAAAAAUUGAAUUGAAAGUGUACACUAAACGAAAAUGCAAUUUGAAUGAGAUAUUGCAAUGUGCAACUAUAAAAUUAAGUGGUAUGUUUUAUGUAGCUUUGUAUUGAAUUUUUUCCUUCCAUAGUUCAUGGGUAUCUUUCUCAAUUUUUAACUAACAUUGCAACAUUGUUCCAUAUUUUCUUAGAAAUUAAUAAUAAUCUUUAUUCAGGUAUAGGCAUUAUGCAAUGUACAUGGACAUUGAGGUGUGAGUAUUAUACACAUUUAAAACUUUUAAAUAGACAUGAUUUAAGAGAUGAAUUUUAAAACAUAUUAACUAAUAAAUCAUAUUUUGCAUAUAAAUCAAAUAAAUAUAUUAUUAUAUUGUAUAUGCCUAAACCCAAGGAUAACCCAUGAAAGCCAGUAUGGCUUAUUUCCAAUGGGGUCCUUUUACAUGGAACAAAAUUACUGGCAUAUGACAUAUAUAUACUUAAUAUAAACAAAUAAUAUACUUACUAUAAACAAGAUGGCUUAAAAUUCAAUUUUCAACACUUAAUAAAAUGACUCAAACCAGAAAUUAAAAAAUGUAGAUCUUUGAAGGAAUUUAUUUUGUGUUUGAAGAUUAUAAGGGUAUAUAUGAUUUUAGGGAGUACAUUCCAAAGUAUUGAUUUGAGAAUAGAUGUAAUUUUUUCCAAACAUGUGUAAUAUUGUAACUUAUCUUCAAUCCUUAUUACCUAUAUUUAUGUACAUAACUUACAUGUAUAGUUCUACAUGACCCACCGUCAGAAC
Molecule: messenger RNA, 2899 nt
Organism: Saccostrea echinata
Lineage: Eukaryota; Metazoa; Mollusca; Bivalvia; Ostreida; Ostreidae
Product: phospholipid phosphatase 2-like
Exons: 6
Coding region: 68-1303 (411 amino acids)
Biological process (GO): signal transduction; phospholipid dephosphorylation; phospholipid metabolic process
Molecular function (GO): phosphatidate phosphatase activity
Source: RefSeq, a predicted model, not a curated record